This is a messenger RNA of Hippopotamus amphibius kiboko, 3557 nucleotides long. It is a transcript of the gene ADCY4, whose product is annotated as adenylate cyclase 4. The record is from RefSeq and is a predicted model, not a curated record. Bases 156 to 3389 code for a protein of 1077 amino acids. Gene Ontology annotation, biological process: adenylate cyclase-inhibiting G protein-coupled receptor signaling pathway; adenylate cyclase-activating G protein-coupled receptor signaling pathway; intracellular signal transduction. Gene Ontology annotation, molecular function: adenylate cyclase activity. Gene Ontology annotation, cellular component: plasma membrane. NCBI's taxonomy places the organism in Eukaryota, Metazoa, Chordata, Mammalia, Artiodactyla, Hippopotamidae. The transcript has 26 exons.
GAGGGAAGCGCCUGCUGCCGGGGGCUCUGAGCUAGUAGCCUAGCAGCAAGCGUGACUCCGAAACCUGCCCUGGGGUUAGCCUGUUCAGCUGCGGCAGCAUCGUGCGUACCCCAGGGGUCCGCCCCCAGGCAGUGUAGCGCUGGGCAGGGGAGACCAUGGCCCGCCUCUUCAGUCCCCGGCCGCCUCCCAGCGAAGAGCUCUUCUACGAGACCUACUACAGCCUGAGCCAGCAGUACCCACUACUGCUACUGCUGCUGGUGAUCCUGCUCUUUGGGCUCCUGGCGCUGCUCGCUGUUGCCUGGGCCAGCGGCAGGGAGCUGGCCUCAGACCCGGGCUUCCUGACCACGGUGCUGUGCGCGCUGGGCGGCUUCUCCCUACUGCUGGGCCUGGCUUCUCGCGAACAUCGACUGCAGCGCUGGACGCGUCCCCUGUCGGGCCUCGUGUGGGCAGCGCUGCUCGCGCUAGGCCACGGCUUCCUGUUCACCGGGGGCGCGGUGAGCGCCUGGGAUCAGGUGUCCUUUUUCCUUUUUGUCAUCUUCACCGUGUAUGCCAUGUUGCCCUUGGGCAUGUGGGACGCCGCCGCCGCGGGUCUCACCUCUUCACUCUCACACCUGCUGGUCCUGGGGCUGUACCUUGGGCCUCAGCCGGACUCACGGCCCGCGCUGCUGCCGCAGCUGGCGGCAAACGCGGUGCUGUUCCUAUGCGGGAACGUGGCCGGAGCGUACCACAAGGCGCUGAUGGAGCGCGCGCUGCGCGCCACCUUCCGGGAGGCGCUGAGUUCCCUGCACUCGCGCCAGAGGCUGGACACGGAGAAGAAGCACCAGGAACACCUCCUCUUGUCCAUCCUUCCUGCCUACCUGGCCCAAGAGAUGAAGGCGGAGAUCAUGGCACGGCUACAGGCUGGACAGGGGUCAAGGCCAGAGAGUACCAACAACUUCCACAGCCUCUAUGUCAAGAGGCACCAGGGAGUCAGUGUGCUGUAUGCGGACAUCGUGGGCUUCACGCGGCUGGCCAGUGAGUGCUCCCCUAAGGAGUUGGUGCUCAUGCUCAACGAGCUCUUUGGCAAGUUCGACCAGAUCGCCAAGGAGCAUGAAUGCAUGCGGAUCAAGAUCCUGGGAGACUGUUACUACUGUGUCUCUGGGCUACCGCUCUCGCUGCCAGACCACGCCAUCAACUGCGUGCGCAUGGGGCUGGACAUGUGCCGGGCCAUCAGGAAACUUCGGGCAGCCACCGGGGUGGAUAUCAACAUGCGUGUUGGUGUGCACUCGGGCAGCGUGCUCUGCGGGGUCAUCGGGCUGCAGAAAUGGCAGUAUGAUGUCUGGUCCCAUGACGUCACUCUGGCCAACCACAUGGAGGCGAGUGGAGUGCCAGGACGAGUACAUAUCACAGGGGCGACACUGGCCCUGCUGGCAGGGGCUUACGCUGUGGAGGAUGCAGCCAUGGAACACCGGGACCCAUACCUUCGGGAGCUAGGGGAGCCCACCUACCUGGUCAUCGAUCCCCGGGCGGAGGAGGAGGACGAGAAGAGCACUGCAGGAGGGUUGCUGUCCUCUCUUGAGGGCCCCAAGAUGCGUCCAUCACUGCUGAUGACCCGCUACCUGGAGUCCUGGGGUGCAGCCAAGCCUUUCGCUCACCUGAACCACGUAGAGAGCCCUGUGUCCACCUCCACCCCUCUCCCGGAGAAGGCCCUGUCUUCCUUCAGUCCCCAGUGGAGCCUGGACCGGAGUCGUACCCCCCGGGGACUAGAUGAUGAACUAGACACCGGAGAUGCCAAGUUCUUCCAGGUCAUCGAACAGCUCAACUCUCAGAAACAGUGGAAACAGUCAAAGGACUUCAACCCAUUGACACUGUACUUCAGAGAGAAGGAGAUGGAGAAAGAGUAUCGGCUCUCCGCACUUCCCGCCUUCAAAUACUAUGCAGCCUGUACCUUCCUGGUUUUUCUCUCCAACUUCAUCAUCCAGAUGCUGGUAACAAACAGGCCCCCAGCUCUGACCAUCACCUAUAGCAUCACCUUCCUCCUCUUCUUCCUCCUCCUCUUCGUCUGCUUCUCAGAGCACCUGACGAAGUGUGUCUUGAAAGGCCCCAAGAUGCUGCACUGGCUGCCCACACUGUCUGUCCUAGUGGCCACACGGCCCGGACUGCGAGUCGCCCUGGGCACCGCUACCAUCCUGCUUGUCUUCGCCAUGGCCGUUACCAGCCUGGUCUUCUUACCGGCAGCCGCGAACUGCCCUUUCCGGGCUCCCAAUGUGUCCUCCGUGGCUUCCAACCUCUCCUGGGAGCUCCCUGGGUCCCUGCCUCUCAUCAGCGUCCCAUACUCCAUGCACUGCUGCGUGCUGGGGUCCCUCUCCUGCUCCCUCUUCCUGCACACGAGCUUCGAGCUGAAGCUGCUGCUGCUCCUGCUGUGGCUGCUGGCCUCCUGCUCCCUCUCCCUGCACUCCCACGCCUGGCUGUCCGACUGCCUCGUCGCCCGCCUCUACCUGGGUGCCUCGGACUCCAGGCCAGGGGUGCUGAAGGAGCCCAAGUUGAUGGGAGCAGUCUCCUUCUUCAUCUUCUUCUUCACCCUCCUGGUCCUGGCUCGGCAGAACGAGUAUUACUGCCGCCUGGACUUCCUGUGGAAGAAGAAGCUGAGGCAGGAGCAGGAGGAGACAGAGACGAUGGAGAACCUGACUCGGCUGCUCCUGGAGAACGUGCUCCCCGCGCACGUGGCUCCCCAGUUCAUCGGCCAGAAUCGGCGCAAUGAGGACCUCUACCACCAGUCCUACGAGUGUGUCUGUGUCCUCUUCGCCUCAGUCCCAGACUUUAAGGAGUUUUACUCUGAAUCCAGCAUCAACCAUGAGGGGCUAGAGUGUCUGCGGCUGCUCAAUGAGAUAAUUGCUGAUUUUGAUGAGCUGCUCUCCAAGCCCAAGUUCAGUGGGGUGGAGAAGAUCAAAACCAUCUGCAGCACCUACAUGGCUGCUACAGGCUUGAACACCACCUCUGGACAAGACGCACCGCAGGAUGCUGAGCAAAGCUGCAGCCACCUUGGCACCAUGGUAGAGUUUGCUGUGGCCCUUGGGUCUAAGCUGGACGUCAUCAACAAGCACUCAUUCAACAACUUCCGCCUGCGCGUGGGGUUAAACCAUGGACCUGUAGUGGCCGGAGUGAUUGGGGCCCAGAAACCGCAAUAUGAUAUCUGGGGCAACACGGUGAACGUGGCCAGCCGAAUGGAGAGUACAGGCGUCCUGGGCAAGAUCCAAGUAACCGAAGAGACAGCCUGGGCCCUUCAGUCCUUAGGCUACACCUGCUACAGCCGGGGCAUCAUCAAGGUCAAAGGCAAAGGGCAGCUCUGCACCUACUUUCUGAACACAGAUCUGACACGAACUGGACCUCCCUCAGCCACCGUAGGCUGAGAACCCCACCCCUCCUGCCACCUAUGAGAUCCUCAGUAAAGGGACUCUGCUAUGUCUGGGCUAGAACUGAUGUCAGAAGCUGCUGGUAUAGCUGGGGAGCAUCUUCUCCUCGCCUCUCAGCAGGACGGCUUCUUCCCAGGCCAAACUGAGUGUGUGUGUGUGUGUGUG